Molecule: messenger RNA, 1310 nt
Organism: Lates calcarifer (barramundi perch)
Lineage: Eukaryota; Metazoa; Chordata; Actinopteri; Centropomidae
Gene: glrx2
Product: glutaredoxin 2
Exons: 4
Coding region: 96-614 (172 amino acids)
Source: RefSeq, a predicted model, not a curated record
UUCAGGCUUAAACAGUGUGGCGAAAGUGGCGAAAGCGAGUCCAGGGUUACAAGCAGACUAGUGUGUAACUCCAGAACAGUUUGUACACUAACCGCAUGUUUCAUCCAGGCCAACAGCUCGAUUAUUUUUUGGCCGUAUGUUCUAUUUUCUCCAUGUUUUCUCGAGCAGGAUGUCUUCCUAGGGUGGCAUGGACCGGCUGCCGAAGAAUGGGGAAUUUUACAUCCACCACUACUGGGACUCUGUCCAGCACAGCCUGUGUACAGUAUGUUCAAGAGGUGGUGUCACAGAACUGUGUUGUUAUAUUUUCCAAGACCACCUGUCCUUAUUGCAAAAUGGCCAAGAAUGUGUUCAAUGAAAUUGGUGCGACCUACAAGGUGAUUGAACUGGAUGAACACAAUGAUGGGAGGAGACUGCAAGAGGCCUUAGCUCAGAUGACUGGUGCCAGGACGGUGCCGAGAGUCUUUAUUAAUGGAAACUGCAUCGGGGGCGGCUCUGAUACCAAACAGCUCCACCAACAGGGAAAGUUGGUGCCUUUGAUUGAACAGUGUGCUCCCUGCUGCACUGCAACCAGCUCUGAAGGCUCAGGCAGUGGACAGUUUGAGUCAGCUAAAUGACUAACCGUUUUUGUAGUUUUUUUCAAUCCUGUAUUUAUUAAAUGUUUGCUUGAUCUUACGCGACAAGUUGUACAUUGCUUGAGCAUGACCAUGUUAUUUAUAUAUCAAAGUGCAUUGAAUAGUUGAUGUUUCAGCCACAUUUGUUUUCAUCCAGGGAUGUACAGUAUUAUUAUUAUUAUUAUUAAAGCUACCAUCUUUUAAACAAAACCUGUGAAUAGUGAAACUACUUCAAAUACUUCUCCUGCGCAUGUCUGUUGUAUUGAACAAUAUUACAGUCAUAAACAAGCAUGAUAUGUCUUGAAGCAUCAAGCAUCAUCAAACAUUGAACAUCAUGUAGUACUGACUGAUUAGCACAUUUUAUUGUGCUGAGUAUUUGACAUUGUGUGUUAUUGAGAAAUGUUAGUUAUUUGCAUAGAUUGUAUAUGAAAGAUAUAGUACUUAUGUUUUUUUGUUUUGUUUUUUACUUGCUUGGUUAAAUCAUUUUCUAUUUCAGGGUAUCUGAGAUUUUGGUAGUAGCUGUGUUUGUAUUUAAUAUUAGGGAGGUGGUUGAUUUUUGGUAAAUAAAUGUAGGAAUAAGGUCAUCAUGUUGCUGGUCAGAUGAAUGGGCGGAUAUAUUAAGUCAGAAUCAUUCUAAACGUUGUAAACUGAAUGUAUAUUUAUGAUUAUUAAAAAAAUAUGAAUGAAAAUUCACUACUA